This is a messenger RNA of Chiloscyllium plagiosum (whitespotted bambooshark), 1520 nucleotides long. NCBI's taxonomy places the organism in Eukaryota, Metazoa, Chordata, Chondrichthyes, Orectolobiformes, Hemiscylliidae. The record is from RefSeq and is a predicted model, not a curated record.
AACAAGUAAACUUUUAAUGUCAGAGUUGAGACUGUGGUACUGGAAAAGCACAGCAGGUCAGGUGGAGGGGAGAAUGAAACAGCCACCACUGACAAAGGAAGUCAAGAAAUGUACCAAAGGAAAAGAGAGAGCCUAUAAAGUGGCCAAGAGCACUGGGAAAUCAGAAGAUUAGGAAGACUACAAAAACAAACAGGAUAACAAAGAAAGAGAUCUGGAAGGACAGGAUCAAAUAUGAAGAUGGCUGGGCUACCACAGAAUCCUAUUAUACAGUUAACUGGUUUCAAACAUUUUGAGAAAAGGGCCCUUGUUGAAUUGCUUAGUCAACUUGACUGCAUUUACUUUUGUGAGCAGGAAUAUAAGCAGCAGUGCACUCAUAUGAUAGCAAGUAAGCCAAGUCGCAGUGAAAAAUUUUUAGCAGCUUGUGCUGCAGGAAAGUGGGUCUUGACUCAAGAUUACAUCAUUGACAGUGCUAAAGAUGGCAGGUGGCUUAAUGAAAUCCAGUAUGAGUGGGGAUAUAAAACUCAAAGUAUUUCACAGUAUCCCGUGCCAAUGGAAUCUGCGCCAAAAAUGUGGCGUGAAGAGCUGGCCCGUUCGAGUAGACCAGGAGUGUUUCACAACUGGAAAGUAGUCCUUCUGAUCAACGAUGAAUCGAGGAGAAAUAUUUUCAAAAGGCCACCAGCUACCCUCGCUACUGAAUCACAUUUAGAUUAUACCUUGUUCAGAAAACUUGGUGCUGUCAGAUAGUUCUGCUAGCUCUUAACUUUCUUGAAGAUACAGUACACCCACAUCUUCAUAGCACCUCUUUAUUUUUCUCCCCUCCCCCCCCAAGAAAAAAAGAACCCUCCUAAUGAGAAGAUUGUUUUUUUUGUCUAUUGUUUUUUAAACCCGUUUCCCUCAUAUACAGAUAACUUUAAUCUAACUUCACCUUAACAACUUCUCAUAUACCUGUUUAUAUAUUUAACAUUAAAGUAAAUACAAAUCUCAUCUAAAUGUUAUCCGUUAAAUCUACGAUAAUACAUCUGUGAUUGCAUUCAUCAACAAUACUCAAAAAUCAAUUGAACUGACAAUAAUCAAGCUUUAUUGUACGUACUGCAGCAAUUUGGCUGUGACUUGGAAAGGGGAAGGAUCCAGUUUGUUCCCUGUUUCCCUUCCAAGUUUUGUGCCUUUUAGAAGAAAAGUAACACCUUUUAUAUACAUUUAAAAUGUGCUGAGCAAUUACAGAUUAUCAUGAAAUGUGCAUCAUCUGUAACACUGAGCCUUGGCCGAAAAAGAAAAUUAAUCAUUUGUGUCAUUCCAUAACUCUGAUUCUAUUAUAUGGACCUUUUGUUUAAUCUGAGAUCUGCAGUUCAAAAUAUACAAGGAGCCUUGAAAAAGAUGACUGAAGUUUUAUACACGUAUGGAAUUUGUUUACAUUCAGUCUGGUCCUGAAAGCUGUUUCUGACCUUUUUUUUUUGUCUUUUAACUUAUUGAAUUAUAACUCGAGAAUUGACCAAUUUUAUUUCCCAUCGUGCUAUGUUAAU